This is a messenger RNA of Propithecus coquereli (Coquerel's sifaka), 1792 nucleotides long. Its product is annotated as mucin-17-like. The record is from RefSeq and is a predicted model, not a curated record. Lineage: Eukaryota; Metazoa; Chordata; Mammalia; Primates; Indriidae. The annotation marks the transcript as partial. The transcript is spliced from 4 exons.
AUGCUGAGGCUGGCGACGGUGGCGCUGUGCCUGCUGGCCCUCAUCCUCCAGCUCCCGAGCCCCCACGCUGCAGCUGAGCAGGGCCUCAGAGACAACAGGGCUGUGUGGGAUGGAGGGGGGUGCAACUCCCCAGAGGGCCUCGAGGACCCUCAGUGCUGGAAGCUGACUGGGACCUAUCAGGCAGCGAGUUCUUCUCCUACCCCAGUGGAAGGCAGCACCCUGCCUUUUUCAACUACCAGUGAACUUGGCAGACGACUGACAACUGUCCUUGUCAGCACCUUGCCUGGGACCAGUCCCACUGAGUCCACCACACAUGCUGUUGACGCCACCACAUCUCCUAUUGAUGCCACCACAUCUCUGAACACUGUACCCGAAGCCAGAUCUUCUCCUACCCCAGGGGAAGGCAGUACCCUGCCUUUGUCAACUCCCAGUAAAGGCAGCAGUCCAUUGGCAACUCUACGUGUCAGCACCUUCCCAGGAACGAGUCCCACAGAGGCCACCACACCUCCUGUUGAUGCAACCACAUCUCCUGUUGACGCCACUACACGUCUGACCACGGUACAUGAAGCCAGCUCUUCUCCUACCCCAGUGGAAGGCAGCACCCUGCCUUUGUCAACCUCUACUAAAGGCAGCAGUCCAUUCACAACUGUCCUUGUCAGCACGUUCCCUGGGACCAGUCCUACUGGGGCAAGCAGCACAGCAACAACUGCAGGUGCUACCACCACAUAUCUGCCCACUUCCACAGAAGCCAUUUCAUCUUCUACCCCUGUUGAGGGCACCACCAUACCUUUCUCAACUCCGAAUGCAGCCACCUCUCCAGGAGCAAGUACGCUCUUUAGCACUGCACGUGGCACCAGCCCCACUGAGGCCAGUACAACAGCUGUUGACGCAACCACAUCGCUGACAACCGUACUUGAAGCCAGCUCUUCUCCUACCCCAGUGGAAGGCAGCACUCUGCCUUUGUCAACUUCCACAGAAGUCAGCAGUACAUUGACAACUGUCCUUGUCAGCACCUUGCCUAAGACCAGUCCCACUGAGUCCACCACACCUGCUGUUGAUGCCACCACAUCUAUAACCACUGUACCUGAAGCCAUUUCUUUUCCUACCACAGUGGAAGGCAGCACACUGCCUUCGUCAACUCCCAGCGAAGGCAGCAGUCCAUUGACAACUAUCCUUAUGACCACCUUGCCUAGCACCAGUGUCACUGAGGCCAGCACAUCUCCUGUUGACACCACCACAUCUCUAACCACUGUACCUGAAGCCAGCUCUUCUCCUACCACAGGGGAAGGCAGCACCCUGCCUUUGUCAACCUCUACUCAAGGCAGCAGUUCAUUCACAACUGUCCUUGUCAGCACGUUCCCUGGGACCAGUCCUACUGGGGAAAGCACCACAGCAACAACUGCAGGUGCUAACACCACAUAUCUGCCCACUUUUACAGAAGCCAUUUCAUCUUCUACCCCUGUUGAAGGCACAACCAUACCUGUCUCAACCCCGAGUGAAAGCAGCCCACCGGGAGCAGUGAAAGGGAGCACCCCACCUUUGUCAACUUCCACUGAAGUCAGCAGUCCAUUGUCAACUGUCGUUGUGAGCACCUUGCCUGAGACCAGUCCUCCUGAGGCCAGAACACCUCCUGUAGACAUCACCACAUCUCUAACCACUGUACUUGAAGACAGUUCUUCUACUACCACAGUGGAAGACAGGACUCUGUUUUUGUCAACUCCCAGUGAAGGAAGCAGUCCAUUCACAACUGUCCUUGUCAGCACCUUGCCUGGAACCAGUCCUACUGGGGCAG